Molecule: messenger RNA, 4451 nt
Organism: Choloepus didactylus (southern two-toed sloth)
Lineage: Eukaryota; Metazoa; Chordata; Mammalia; Pilosa; Megalonychidae
Gene: RASSF1
Product: Ras association domain family member 1
Exons: 5
Coding region: 2961-3644 (227 amino acids)
Biological process (GO): Ras protein signal transduction
Cellular component (GO): microtubule cytoskeleton; nucleus
Source: RefSeq, a predicted model, not a curated record
CCGGCGCUGCCGGCGGCGGGCGGGGGGCGACCGCUGGUCCUCGUUCCUACCUGUAGGUUGUCGGGUCGAGUUGGUGCGCGGCCCCGCCCUCAUCAGUGAGGACCCCCGCCUGUCCCGGACUGGGAACGGCUCUUGAACCGUCGGUCGGGCUCGCAGCUCACGGUGAAAGCCAGAUUCCAGCGCCUCAGUACGGGCGCCGAGGCCUCCUUCCUGUCUCUGUUACGAGACCGGCUGGACCCGGGGAAGCAGCUGCGUAGCUUGGUAGACCAGGGACGGGCAUUAUUCCCCAUGACUAAGGCCGAAUGCGCAGUCUGAACUAACACUUCGAUUUCUCGGUUUGGGCGCUCCCACCCCCUCCCUGGGGGACCUGGGGGAGGAAGUGGAGGGGGAGGAGUCCUCGCCGGGAAUCAAGAAGUGUGUUAAGGAGGAGAGAGAGGCAAAGGAAGGUCCGGAGCCUCCAUUAGCACUCCUGGAAGGAGCCAGUUGAGCCCCUGCCUCUUGCUGGUCCUGGCCUUGUCACCAACUACUGGAAAGUAGAGGAUUCCGAUUCCCCCCUCUAAGGUGGACCUGGAAAAAGGGGAUUUGGGAAUGGAUAGGAGGAGUUGCUUUGGAGCGAAAGCUUUGAGGAGCAUUUUACCUCGUCUAUCCACAAGAGGCUGAGAAGGUCGAAUUGUAAAUUGCCAUGAGGGAGAUGGAAAGAAAAGUAUUAAUCGAGGACUGUAAGAUGUGAAGCUUCCCCAUGGUUUUGAAGUUGGUGCCAGGAAAGCUGAGCCUCUCAGAAGUCUCCUAGAUGUCCCCAUUAUCAGAGACCUCUGUGCCGUGUGCCACACAUGUGACUGCCUAGCUCGGAUAACUGUCAUGGGCCAGAAUACCUCAAGGGAGCACCCAGGGCAUCAGGAAGGAGAGAUGGGCACCAAGAGGCUCAGUAUACCUGACAGCAUGGUAUACUGAUGUUUUAGAUGAAAUUUUGCAAAAUUCCUUACAAAAGGACUGAUGCUCAGCACCCCCAAAAGCUCAGCCCAGUUGCUUCACUGUGAGGUUUAAAUGAGGAGCCUAGGGACUGUAUCUAUGUCACCCAGGCUUGAGCCAUUUUCCAUUGUGGAAAGGCUGGAGAACCACAAGGUACUAACUAGUUGAAAAGGGGACUGGAGGAUCCCAAGUCGUAUGUAAAAUACAACCAGCUGUCACUGUGGAUGAUGACAGAGGAGAGGGUGGGUCACUAUGGUGCAGGAAAAGGGAAAUCCCAUGGUCCUCCUGUGCAUCCCUCUGGGACAGCUCUUUGAAUCCGCCUCCAGCCGGUAACUUUGGAAAAGGAAAACAAAACUUCCUCAUCUAGAAUCCUGGCACAACAGUGCAGUGCCUCCAGUACAAGUCCCUUGUUUUACAAAUGAGAGAUUCUGAGAGGUAUACCUGGAGAAGAAAAGGGGCUGGAACUGAGGUAACUAUGGUGGCCUGGGAAGGGAAGAGGAAGGAACAACAUUUCUCAUUCCCAGGCUGGAGCUCAGAACUGUCAAAGGGGAGUAAGUCAGUGCCAUCUCUGUGCCUUCUUGCCCUGGAACUAGGGUCUGCUUGUGUUUAUUCUGCCUCCUGACCCUAGCAUGCCUCCCAUCUGGGUGUUCCUUCCCAUUGGGGCCCUCCUUCCUGUCUCAAGACCUCUUCUGGGCCUGAACAAACACAUCUACCCUUUAUGCCUAGCCUCCAGCCCUAAUUUUACCUCCAAGUCCCACCCUACCCUCCAGUUUUUAGGGGCCCCACCAUUUGAUUUUAAUAGCCUGAUAAAGAUGUUCACUGUCCCCAACAAGGUUCCUGCUGAUUAAGGACCUCUUUGGAAACUUGGGGAAGCAAAUGGUCUUCCAUUCCUACCUCAUCCUCAGUACCUUUUUUUUCCUCUGAGGCCCCAGCCUCAGCCCUCAAACUUGCUGACUGCCGAAUAGCAGUAGGUUCUUGGUGAAGAGUAUACUGCUAAAAGGCCAUGGACUCCAUCCUGCUUUCUGUUCUGUCCUCAUUCGUUCCCAUCACACAGUUUAAGCAACUUAGUGGGCUUCAAGGCAGCAGUUAGGGUACCUUGGCUCCGAGCUGGGCAUAAGGCCAUUUUACAGGAGAUCCUCUGGUCAGAACAACCUGGGACAGUGAGCAGUGAUCACAGCUAUGUCCAUUUGACAUCAAAAGGAAGUCAGGCUGAUGCAAUGGGCCAAGGGAUUUUAAUAGAAGAAAGUUAAUUCAGAACCCAGGCCUUGGCCCACUCUCUACCCAUUCAGCAAGAAUCCAGUGCCUGGGGGGAGGAGACUGAGUGGUGGAGCAAAUAUCUAUGGGCUAAAUCUCCAGAUAGCAAGGACAGGUGCAGCAGCCCACCUGCUUGGCAUUUGUAUGUCACAAUAGUUUCCCCAUUAUGUCUGAGAUGCCCAGGACCAGGCUCAAGUACCCCACUAAGGGGCAUUGGGUUGCUGAGGUUGCUCUUCCUCUCCUGCCCAUUGGUGACUGGACUCCUGGUGUAUACCAGUUCCCACACCUCCCACCAUGCACUAGGUCAUUACUCGGUGCCCAGGCAAAGUAGACUGCUUUCUAAAGGACACACCCUGACCCCACCAAGUUAGGGUGCCAGGCUCAGGCUAUACAGUUUAGAUGGAGUUUUGUUUUAAACAAAGGUCUCUCAUCAGAGUCCCUCAUCUUUUCCUGACCCCUCAUGCCUUCAAUUGCCCCUAGUUGUAGAGUGAAGUAUUCGGCCACGCCCUACAGCUGGCAUCUCUCAGGGACACACCCCAGUGCUGAGGAGGCCCCAGACGCAGCAGAGAAGAGCUGAAUGAUUCUGCCUUUGCUGUCUCUACUACUGCUGGGCAGCUGUGUACAUCAACAACGGGGGGCCAAAGGCAGCUCUGGGGCGGGUCCAGAGGGCCAAGGAUUCUUCUCAUCAGGCCUCCAGCUUUGUUAUUGAUUUCCAAGGGCUGCCCGGGAGGCCCCAGAUGAGCCAAGGCAAACAGGAUGAGCCUGUGGAGUGGCAGGCACCUGACCUUUCUCAGGCUGAGAUUGAGCAAAAGAUCAAGGAAUACAAUGGCCAGAUCAACAGCAAUCUCUUCAUGAGCCUGAACAAGGAUGGCUCCUACACAGGCUUCAUCAAGGUUCAGCUGAAGCUGGUACGCCCUGUCUCAGUGCCCUCCAGCAAGAAGCCACCCUCUCUGCAGGAUGCUCGGCGGGGCCCUGGGCGGGGCACAGCCGUGAGGCGCCGCACCUCCUUCUACCUGCCUAAGGAUGCUGUCAAGCACUUGCACGUGCUGUCACGCACACGAGCACGUGAGGUCAUCGAGGCCCUGCUGCGCAAGUUCUUGGUGGUGGAUGACCCCCGCAAGUUUGCACUCUUUGAGCGGGCUGAGCGCCAUGGCCAAGUGUACCUCCGGAAACUGUCGGAUGAUGAGCAGCCUCUGCGGCUGCGGCUCCUUGCAGGGCCCAGUGAGAAGGCCCUGAGCUUCAUCUUGAAGGAAAAUGAUUCUGAAGAAGUGAAUUGGGAUGCCUUCAGCAUGCCUGAACUGCACAACUUCCUGCGCAUCCUGCAGCGGGAGGAGGAGGAGCAUCUUCGCCAGAUUCUGCAGAAGUACUCCUAUUGCCGACAGAAGAUCCAGGAAGCCCUGCAUGCCUGCCCCCUGGGGUGACCUUUUGUCCCAUUCCCACCCCCUCCCACAGGGUGAAAGGAGAAUAGGCAGUGCCAAGGGCAAGCCGUGUGAGUGUGACAUGGCCCGUGGGGCCUGAGGAGUGAGUGUGCAUGGGGCCCUUCCCCAGCUGUGGGUAUGAGCUCAGAGAACAGCUAAGGAGCUGGCUCCCUGUGUCCACUAGGUGUGGCAGGGCAAGUCUCUGCACCCCUCUGCCCCUCAUGUACUGAGUCAUGGUGGGCCAGGGCUGCCCUGGGAAGAUGCUGCAAGCUUGCAGCGUAGGUGGAACAGACAGAAGUUUCCCUAAUUCAUGGCUCUGAUGUGAGAUUCUUGGAAAACCCACAAACAAAACGGGAGCAUGUUUGCAGGGGAGAGGAUCCUCAUUUUUGGGGAAAGGUUGCACAUUUUGGAUCUUGGAUGGGGUCUCAGGACAGCCCUAUCAAAGCCAAGAGUGGGUGCUGAGGAUAUGGCAGACACCCAGGAAGAGUCUAGGUUCCCUUCAGAGUGCACCCUGACCCCUCACACACCCUGUGGUCAGGGAGUGCUGGCUCACAGUGCAGCAGUAGUGCCUUGACACCCCCUCUAGAGAGGGUGCCCCUAGGUCAGGGUCUGUAUGAGUGGGCACUGGCCCAACUCUGUGCCUUGUUUGCCAACCAAAGCCAGGAUCUCUCCCUCAGGUAUUUGAUGUGUGAAUGUAUGCAAUGUUUUGUGGCCUCAGCUGAAUGCCUCCUAUAGGGAAAGGGGUUGGGGUGUCAGUCAUCAAGGGCUGGGGCCUGAGAGAAUUGGCUGCAAUAAAGAUUUGAAAAUCUU